Molecule: messenger RNA, 3576 nt
Organism: Portunus trituberculatus (swimming crab)
Lineage: Eukaryota; Metazoa; Arthropoda; Malacostraca; Decapoda; Portunidae
Gene: Exd2
Product: exonuclease 3'-5' domain-containing protein 2-like
Exons: 8
Coding region: 384-2360 (658 amino acids)
Biological process (GO): nucleobase-containing compound metabolic process
Cellular component (GO): nucleus; cytoplasm
Molecular function (GO): nucleic acid binding; 3'-5' exonuclease activity
Source: RefSeq, a predicted model, not a curated record
AUAGGAAAAAAAAUCAAGAAUUGAUAAGAAAUACAUAUACUACUCAUUGAAUUAAAUCAAGACAUUUAAAAACACAAAAAUUAUAGUAUAUGACUUUUGGAAUACAAGAAAAAAAUAAUAAAAGCUAGAACAAGUUAAACAGUAAAAGAAUAAGGGAGAAUAGAUAAAAGCUGAUCAACACCAAAGUGAGAAAACAACUUUGGCCGCUGCAAAGGCAAUCUACCGACGAAUCCGCAUCGAGAUCAAGACGGAGUAUUCUUUCGAGUGAAAUUUUCCAGUAUCUACCACAUCUGGUGCUCUCCAGAACCUCAGCCAGGUUAGCCCAACUAUCCAAUGUGGCACUCCAACCACAGCAGUAACCUCCCAGUAAACAGCUUCAACUCAUGAGUCUGAGUUUGACUCAAUCUGCCAACCUUAGCAAUGCCAGGCCAAACAGGAAGGAGCCAUCCCCAUUUAUUGAAACUGGAAUGAUGUGGAUGCAACCAAGUGAUAUGUGGACUCUGGUGGCAGGCCUUGGAGGAGUGAUGAUGUUGCUGGCAGGCCUUUACCUUAAAAUGUUACCAAUACUAAUGCGAAAGAGGGUGGCAGUAACAUUGUGGUUCACAUCACAAAAAGUAUGGGUUGUGACAUCUCCACUUACUUGGGAGCGUGUUUUCCCUCAACUACACAGGGAGGCAAUAAAGGAUGGUGCAAUUGGACUAGAUUGUGAAUGGGUACAAGUGAAGGGUUCAAGGAGACCAGUGGCACUGUUGCAGUUGGCCACCUCCUCUGGUUUGUGUGUACUGGUUCGACUCUCCCAUCUCAAGGGCAUCACUCUGCUCAAUCUUGAGGAGUUCUUGAGAGAUGAUACUGUGCUAAAGGUUGGUGUUGGCACCAUUGAAGACAGCGACUAUUUGUACCAGGACUAUAAAUUACAAGUGCAAGGAUGCAUAGACCUGCGGCACCUGGUGCUACUAAAAGAGGAAAACGAAGGAGGCCAUCACCUAGGCCUCAGUGCUCUUGCCAAAACCUUUCUGGGCAUCACCUUGGACAAGGACUGGAGAGUUAGAGCCAGUGACUGGGAGGCAGAUACACUAUCCAAAAGACAGGAAAAAUAUGCAGCUGAUGAUGCCUUAGUUGGGAUACAGUUGUUGAUGGUUUUGGUUGGGGAGUUGUUGGGGAGGAGUGAAGGAGCUUCCUCAUCCUUACUGCCUCUCCUUUUACCUGCUUUUUGGCAGUCCCAUCUUGCUAAGGCUAUCCAUCAAAUCUGCCACAACUAUAAAGACCUCAAGUUCUCCACCAAGAAUCAGGAUACAGCUUUGAAGAGUGGUGUUGCUGUAAAAGCAGCUGCUUCUCCCCGCAAACAGAAGGACAUUCAGCCAACCACUAGGAAGGGGCCACUAUACUAUAACUGCCAGCUGCUUGCUCCUGAUAACCAGCCUCUUUGUACACUGGAUCCAAAAAAAGCACAGUGGUAUGUUGUAAAAGGUCUAGGUCACCUUGUUAGUGAGGAUCCUUUGAUAGUACGUCUGAACUUUGAGCCAACUGGGAGACCUCAAGCUGAACGUGAGGAUGGAGAAUUUUACCUGCAGGAACGUCUCAAUGUAUGUGUUGUGUGUGGCCAAAAGGAUUCUUACAUUAGAAAGAAUGUUGUUCCCCAUGAGUACAGGAAACACUUCCCUUCCCUUCUCAAGCACCACCAGAAUCAUGAUGUUCUGCUCCUUUGUUUCCCAUGUCAUCGUAAGAGUAACAUGCUAGAUGCACAGUUACGAAUGCAACUUGGCAAGGAAUUCCAGGCACCUGUGGGUAAUGAUCCUAAUGCUAAAGAUAUUAUAGACAAUUCUCGUAAACAACUGAGAAAUGCAGCAAGAGCUCUAUUGAGGCAUCGUGGAAGUCUUCCUGAGGUUCGUGUACAGGAAUACCAAUACACUUUGCAGCAAUUUUUUUGUUGUGAGUCACUAACGGAGGAGCAAUUAAAAGAGGCAGCUAACAUGGAGGUGAAGGUGCACAGAGGUCAACAGGAACAUGGACAAGCAGUGGUUGAAGGUUACAAGAUGAUAGGGCUGUCUAAAUUGGAGCAGCGAUGGAGACAACAUUUCAUUAAUAUGAUGGAACCCCAUUUUCUUCCUGAAUGUUGGUCUGUCACUCACAAUAUGUAUAAAAUGAAGCUCAAGAUGGCCCGCCUACCUUUGGACCACAAGGAUCGUCUUUUGUAUAAGAUGGCUCUAGUAGGAACAGAAGGAACCAUUGAGGUGCCAUACAACCCAAGAGUAGGGAGGGACGAGUCUCCAUCAUAUGAUGCUUUUCCAGUGACAGAAAAAGGAAACAGGAUAUUGAUAACCCCAGGAAAAUUAGUGACCGAAAAGCAUUCCAAAAAGUAGUGCAAAAAUUCCAUUUACUUGUGGUAAAACAGAUUCUAUUGAUUUUGAUAUUUGUAACAUAAGUCAACAUAAUUUAAUGCAAAGCGAUGAUAUUGAUGUAACCAUGGAGGCAAGGAAUGAAGUGGAAAAGGAUAUAGUGUAUGAAUGGAAAUGAGGUUGAAAGCUAAAGAAAUGGGAAUUGAAUUGAAAAUUAUAAGCACCAGACAGCUUAGGCCAUGUAGUGCUGUGGAUUAUGGAGAUUAAGAUUUUUUGGAGUUAAUGGUUUGUGGACAUCAUCAGUGUAAUGUUAUCAAGGGUAUUGGUAUGGUAAAGGUUAUUACAGUAGCUGUUCAUAUUGAGUGGAGGUGAUUAGUUUGUUUUAAGAAAUAGAUGAUGUUAUCUGGAUGAAAGUGUUGUGAUUCUUUUAGGACAUCUUUGAGAUUAGGUAGGCGAGUAAGGAAGGUUAAAUGUGGAAAAGCUGUAGCACGUGCUGUGAUGUACUUUGGGCAAGUGAGGAGGAUAUGUGAAACUGAGAUGAGCAUAAGGUUGGUGGAGAUCUCAUCAUAAGAUAAGGAUGUAUGAGUCAUGUGUGACCAAUACAUAAUUGUGCAAUUACAGUUUUCCAAUGUCUAUUUUGCUAUUUAGGGUGCAACAAUGGGGAAAUAUUUGGUUUAAUUGUUAGAAGUCAUAGACUAUAUGAGGGAUAGAAAAUUAGCAGAGUCAGGGAAGAUAGUAAAAGAUGAAAAUGGAUAAAAAUUAUUGUGUUUUAGAGUGAGAGUAUAGCAUUAGUCCAGCUGUGAGGACACUAGUUUUGGAUGGUAAAUGGAACUGAAGCUGUUGGGAGGGAAAGAAAGCACAGCCAGAGCCUUGGUGGGAUUUGGAUCUAUUUGUAUAAAUGGGUGUGCAGGAGUCAUGUGUUGAAAUGUGUUCAAGGAAGUCUGAUCAUAGUAGGGUAGAAAAGGUGUUCCUUUUCUUUCUUUUUUUUUUCGUAGGAGAGAAAGUCAGCCAAGGGCAACACAAAAAAAAAAAAAAAAAAAAAAAAAGAUGUGUUAUCCAAAAUUAGGGAGCAAAUGUCUUGACACCUCUCUCUUAAAAGAAGUUAAGUUAUAGGAAGUCUGAAAUACAAAAGCAGGCAGGGAGUUCCAGAGUUUGUCAGUGAAAGGUAUGAAUGAUUAAGAGUAUAAGCAACUCUCGAUUUAUGCAUGUUUGAUUUACGCGUUUUUGUUAUAACGCGACC